Molecule: messenger RNA, 6974 nt
Organism: Podarcis lilfordi (Lilford's wall lizard)
Lineage: Eukaryota; Metazoa; Chordata; Lepidosauria; Squamata; Lacertidae
Source: the annotation of a GenBank genome assembly
GCCGCGCGGGAGAGGGCGCAUGCGCCUUCCGCCCGCCCGCUCGCUUGCCGGCCGGCCUCCCGGUUCCGUCGCCGUCCCGUCAUUCCCAGCGGGGAGCAAUAGAGUGGGAGUCGCUGGCGGGCUCUAGAGCGGCGCAAGGCCGAUGAUGUCGGAGAAGAAACAGCCCGUCGACUUGGGGCUCUUGGAGGAGGACGACGAGUUCGAGGAGUUCCCGGCCGAAGGUAGCCUUGAACCCAGAAGGGGAGCGGCUCGUGGGGGUGGGGGGGCUGAGGGACGAGGACGGUGACUGUGCGCUGUUGCCUGGUGGGGGGCGGGGAGGCUUUAGGAGAGGCUGAACACUAGGCCUCAAACACGCCUCUGUGUGGGCGCGCGCUGUUCCCGCGAGAGGGGCCCCCCCUCUUCACAGUUGGGGCUUGGUUGCUCCCGCGUAGGAGCCUCUGCGGCCUCGGGGCCUUAUCUCCCAGCAUCCCUUUCGCGCCUGAGGCUGCCCACGCGCCACACAUUUAAAGUACGUGACUCCUCAGACCUGCAGUUCCCAGCAUCGAACUAUAGUUCCCAGGAUGCUUUGCCCCGCGGGGUGGGAGUGUAAGAAUGCCAUGUGCUUUGGAUGUGCGGUGUGUUUACGCAGCGCGAGUUCCUGGCUGGCUGUCUCACCCGCAUCGUCCCCCCUUUCCGAAGUGAGAAUCGUCUCGUGUGGAAGAAACAUCAGGUGUAGGGUUGAGGCGUGACAGGUGGCUGGCCAGGUUUUGGACCGCUUUAAAACGCGUGUACCGUUCGGAGGAUUUCUCUCCGCUUGUGCACUUUGGGCUAAACAGGGAUGUGAUCCGACUGUUUUCCUGGGUACAGUUGGUAGGACCAAGUUCUCACACCUGGUGAACAAAGAUGCUAUCCUUGAUCAAUAGACGUGAUGGCAUGUACAGAAAGCCAGUCAAUGUGUGUUAAACAUUUAGCAGCAGCUGUUUAAUAAUUGUCACUCUUGCGUAUUCAGAACACCAUGUUUACUAUCCCCUUUAAUAGCCGGGAAGAAAGCCCUGUUCAUUUAUAGAACUUGCUUCCAGUAAAUUGUGGCAGACUCAGGAACCAAGGGCCUCAGUCUUUGCUGAAUGACCAGAAAUGCAGAUUCUGGUUUCAGACAGUACUUGCUCAACUUUAUUAUGUUUCUAUUACAUUUGAAUAUGAUUGGUUGAUUCGUUGCUGUUGCUGAUCUGCUGUGGUGGUGGUGGUGCUUUUUCAACAGUAAAACAGGAUUGCACAAACAGUGGAUACUGCUGACCUUAAGUAAGGCUUCUGUAUUAUUGUAUAGCUCAGCAAAACUAUGUAGAGGAUUUUUAAAAAGCCUGUUUCAUACAAUUUAUUAGCAGUAUUAUGUUUUUAAACAUCUCUGCUUUGUAGCUGAACUUUGUUAUAUAUUUUAAAGCUUGAUGCUAUGCACAUUGUGCUAAAAGCAGUGCCACUAUCAUUUUGCUUUAAUUGCAUUUGCUGUGCUGCAGUUGCUCAGCACUGAGAAGUGCAAAGUUUUUUUGUAUAAAAAUCUUGAGCUGCUGAUUCGUCAUAUUAUUUCAGCAGGCUAACUGAAAGAGCCUUUAGAAUUUUAGUAGUAUAGGUAUGAAUAAUAAUAGCAUGGGUAUCAGUAAACUUCUGUGUUAAAUUUCAGAAGUGCACCUUCCAGUUACAGAGUUUCACAAUGCAAAGUUAUAUUGACAUAUGAGAAAGAAACAUUCCACAAAGAAUGUUUUUAUUAAAGCACCCUACAUUUCAAGGCUGAUUUUAUUCUUACCUUUCAAAUUCAACCAUCUGAAAUCGAUUUGUUCUAUUUUUGUUAAGCAUUCCAUUGUGGUACAGUAUUCCUUAUAAGAAUUCAUCACAUGCUAAAUAUUUUUUGGAAAUUGUACAGAAGUGUGAAAAAUAAGUUACUUAGGUAUGUUAGAGCAAUAAACAAAGUAUAUGUUGGCUUUUAAGUGUAGAAGAAUUUAACAACUGUGUUAUACAAGUAGUUUUAAGAUCUUUGAAACGUGGGCAUGUUGUAGUUAAUUAAUGAUACAGUACAUUCAAAUCCCCAUAGUGCUUUAUAUUUUUUUCAUUUUAUCUGGUGAAAGGAAAAUAAUACCACUGGAUGAUAAUUUUACAUUUGCAAGUGUGCAAAUAACAUCCUUUAGCUGCAUGAAUAAUGUAUAGUUACAGGCUUUCUGUCCCAGUUUUUGUGAAGAUGACUGCUGCUUAUAGUGCAGCAAGUUUAAUCAGUAGGGAACACAAAGCGAGGUGAUCAUUUUAUCAGCUAAUGUUCCAAAUGCUGCAAGUUGCACAGAACUUUGAUGUGGAAACUAGUUGUCUGUUUGGAAUGUUUGAGGGUGGGGAAAAGCCUCCUACCCACCACCCCCAUCAGUACCUAUUGUGUUACCCGGAGCUGCUGUACAGCUGGAUGCACUUGGGGUUUUGCAUUUUACACCGUAUUAAUUUUAGUGAGCAUGUCUUUCAGCCCAACCCAUUUGCUUUCAAGAAAUUAUGGUAGCUACAAAGAUACCAGUGAUCCAUAUAAUUUCAGUUACUGAAAUAAGAAUGUGUUGCAAGUUAUGUUUUGCGUUGCUCUGUUUAGUAUUUCAACAGAGAUUGAUCUGUUAGAACAGAGGCUGUUGUGAUCUAAAACGAAUUAAUGCAUUCUGCUGACAUUAUUGUGUUCAUUAAUAUUAUAGCAAUGUCAGUUGCAAGAAGCUUUUCUCAAAAGCCCAGUUAAAACAUGGCAGGUCUACUCCUUGGUUAAAAACAUGCUAGGCAGUAAGUUUCAUUUAUUUAUGAAAAAUAAAUAAGCAACUUACACAAAACAAAAACUUGCAAUGUGCAAAAUUUAAAACAUAGAAUAAAACAUCAGAGAUAUAUCUAAGUAUCCUGGAUUUUUCCAUUCCUAAAUCGUAGUAUGUAUGUUUAGAAUUUGACAGUGGUUAACAUAAGUGCCAACAAACCCCUCAGCCAUGAUUAAGUGGAGUGAGUGGUAUUUACUCCAGGGAGAGGAAAGACUGUAAGAUGAGAGUCUGCUCAUCUCAAGGCUGGUUAGCAGGGAGCAUUACUUAUUUGUUUCAGAAUCAUCAAAAGAUUAACUUGAUUCAUAUUUUUAAUGCAUGAAAGCUCAACGUGCUAUAUAGUAAAUGAGAAUGCCAAAGCCCUGAAAUGCUCGUAUCUUGUGUCUUUUGAAAAACACCACCUAAAUGUGAAACUUAUACAGUAGUAUUUUGGUUACAAAGCCAGUGAACUGUCAUAGCAUAGUUACUGUAUUUUUGCAUCAGGUUGCCACAGUAGUGUUUAAGCACAGGACUGGUUUACUUAUUCUCGUGGGUUAGAGUUCUAGAGAUCAGAAAUGUAUUUGAAAAGCCAGUUUUUACUUUGGAAAAUAGUAGAAAGGCAUUGCUGGAACGGGCCUUUUUUAUGUCCUGAAGGAUGGCAUUAGAAAUGUACGGCAAUACAUGAUCUUUGAUCGCUGCCUCUAUCAUUGUGUGUCUCAAAUCUUACACAUUUGUGCCAAUGGUUUGAAAGCCUGUCAGGAGAAAAGCACAUGGUUUAAUAGCUUGAGCUCCCACUUGUUUUGCAGUGAUGAAAUCUGAUGUGCAACUUAUUCACAUGUCAUUUUUCAAAUUCCCUGGUAUUAGGGUCCCAACUGGUAUUGAAGUAGUAUCCAUGGAGUUUAAAUAUAUGAAUAGGGACUGACCUCUCAAUACUCCUUACUAGGAGGACGGAACUCUGGGCCCUUUCCCUAAUUGGGUUCAACCUCUCUCUUUUUUAAAAAGCUUUCUGGGCCAGUACCUGAUCUUUGGUCAGACAGCAUCUAGUUUGCUGCUCUCUAAUCUCUUUGCCUCAUUUCCUCACCCUAGCGUGUUGUCUAGGUUGCUUGAUACUGACUCACCUUACUCGCUUCCACCACCUUGAACAGAGCUGUUCAGCCUUACAAAUUUGGAAUAUCUGUGACUAGAAAUUACCAGCCAGACCUUUUAAGGGGAUCAGUCUGUGAAGUGCUUCUAUCAUUUGACUCCAAUCAUGCAUUUACAAACCACGAGUCUUGGCUUUGGUCCAGAUCUAACCGUUAAAAUAAUCUCAGUUCAUACCAAUGGAGCUCUGUCACCUUCUAAAGUGUGUAUAAGAUACUGGGAAAGUGGUAGAUACAAGAUACAUGUUUUAGCCACUGUUCACUUUCAGUUUUUACCUUUGUCAUUAAUAUUGCUGCAUGAACUGCAGUAAAUAUUGCAUACAGUGGUACCUCGGGUUACAUACACUUCAGGUUACAGACUCCGCUAACCCAGAAAUAGUGCUUCAGGUUAAGAACUUUGCUUCAGGAUGAGAACAGAAUUUGUGCUCCAGCGGCGCAGCAACAGCAGGAGGCCCCAUUAGCUAAAGUGGUGCUUCAGGUUAAGAACAGUUUCAGGUUAAGUACGGACCUCCGGAACGAAUUAAGUACUUAACCCGAGGUACCACUGUACUUACAGAAGAGCGGCAUGAAAUUACAUUGUGCUCUGAAUUGUAUCGUUAAAGUUGCAUUUAUUUAUUUCAUUUCAUAAAAUUGAUACACUGUUUGUUAAAAAAAACCCUCAAAGCAGUCUCCCAAACAAUAAUGCAGUAAGAUUAUUGUUAAAACAGUUAAAAACAACUAUUUAUAACACAAUUAAAGGGAAUGAAGCUUUCUGAUAUUCAAGUUGCUGAAAUGUUUUGCUCACAGUUUAACUAUAUAUAAACUAAACUUGUCCUGUGUCCUUUUUUUCAGACUGGGCUGGUUUAGAUGAAGAUGAAGAUGCACAUGUGUGGGAAGACAAUUGGGAUGAUGACAAUGUGGAAGAUGAUUUCUCCAAUCAGCUAAGGUCAUCUAAAAGUUUUCAGUAUAUACAAAUAGUGAAAAAAUUGCAGGCUAGAAUCCCUCAAACAAGAAUCAGAUCUGACAUGCUGGACAAAAUCACAUUUUGUAGUGGCUCCCAUACGUAACAUGGAACUUUGUACACAUCAGCAGUUGCUUUAAGUUUCAAGCUGCAUCACUUUACUGAUAUUUAGCCAUAUUGUGCACAUAAUAAAAUAGCUGCAGUGUCAACUAGUAUUAAUCACUAUUGAGGUACUAGCAGCUCUAAAUGGGUUAAGCUCAAUAUCUCCAGCUGAAUUUUGAGAUGAAAAUUGUGUUGCUGUCACUUAUUGUCAGUCUGAAAAAGCAGUUUUAAGUUAAUUGCAGGACUGACUAUUAUUUCUUAUACAGCAGAUAUUGAUAAAAUAGCCAAAACUGAAGAACCAUGCCAGAUACAUCAGAAAGAAGAGGAGGAGAAAGCAUUUAAUGAUUGGAUCAUAUUUCAGUUGCUUCAUCUGUUUUCCUUUAUCUACUGUAUCUGCAAAAUAACGCUUCCUGUUCUGAGAUUAUUUUUUCUCUGUAUAUAGCUUAUUUUUGUUACCUUGGCUGCAUGCUUAGCAAUGCCUUGCCUCCCUUUGGCCUUGAGGGGUUUGUGGCUUCCUCAGGCAAAGAAGAUGGAGAUACAUGCACACUGAAACAACAUACCGUAUUUUUCGCCCUAUAGGACGCACUUUUCCCCCUCCAAAAAUGAAGGGGAAAUGUGUGUGCGUCCUAUGGGGCGAAUGCAGGCUUUCGCUGAAGCCUGGAAAGCGAGAGGGGUUGGUGCACACCGACCCCUCUCGCUCUCCAGGCUUCAGGAGAGCCCCACCGCCAGCCUGCUGUCCCCCGGAACGCCGCCAGCCCGCUGUCUCCCGACCUGAUGUGAAGGCUGGCGGCGGGGAGAAGCGUGCUUCUCCCCACUGCCAGCCCCACAAGCUCGGGGGACAGCAGGGAGGCGCAGCACGCCAUCCUGCUGUCUCCUGACCUGGUUUGGAGGCUGACGGCGGGGAGAAGCGUGCUUCUCCCCGCCGCCAGCCCCGCCAGCUAGGGGGACAGCGGGGAGGCGCAGCGCGCCCAGGCUUAGCUUCGCGCAGGUCUCCGCAAGCUGUGGGAGCCCGGCCUGGGCUCCCACGGCUUGCGGAGAGCUGCAUGUUCUGGGGGCUGGGGUCGGGGGAAGCUCGGGGGGGGAAUAAUUUCCCCCCCUUUACUCCCCCCCCCCAAAAAAUUAGGUGCGUCCUAUGGGCCAGUGCGUCCUAUAGGGUGAAAAAUACGGUAAUUCAAAGGCUUGUGCUUCUUGUGUCUGCUUUAGCAUCUCAGUAGGGAAUAGGGGUGGGUGGCGAAUGGAUGCAACCACAGGUAGAGGGGAGAGGAAAGUUUUGGAGGAAGUAGCGUAGGAGAGCUGAAGCAAGAUACAUAUUUCAUUGAACUGUUUACAACAACCUUUUACUAUUGAUUGGUGCAGGUGGAUAUAUGAUAAACAGCUGGAUCCAGACUAAGUUAGUUGCACAUUGGUCCUACUUAAAUGAGUGUGAAAAGUUAGUUAUAACUGACAGUGCAGUCAUGAAGCUUCCUUCUAGGUAAGUGGGUAUAGGAUUGUAGCUUGAAUGAAGUCAUUUCAGUAGGAACAUAGUGCAGCUUACUUUAAUCUGGAUCCAACCCAAUUUAAAAAGGAUUUUAUAUUAUGUAAUCAGACUUUUCAUCAGAAUACUAAUUGUUUUGGAAGCAAAAGGAGGAGUAAUUAGAAUAUGUUUUGAGAGAUUUUAUACAUGUUGGGUUGAGCCCAGACACUUCCUGGCACUUGGGUCUCAUUGAUACUCAAUAGAAACUUAGUCUGCUUCCAAUCAAGUAUUUUUUUUUAAUGUAAGCAAGAAUUGAGUGUCUAACAUUUCGUAGGAUUUAAAUAAUUUGUGUGAUUUGUUUUUACUUUACAGAGCUGAAUUAGAAAAACACGGCUACAAGAUGGAAACCUCAUAGCUUUCAGUGAUGCUGCGGUCUGGGAUGGGACUGCUGUAUAUUGAACAGAGAAAUGUUACAGAAUGCUAGCUGGAAGCAGAAAUACUAGAAUGUCCUUUAUUACCCCCAAAAUUUGUUUUUGUUUUGUAUGAAUAAAAAAUUGAAACUUAAA